CUCUCUCCCUCUCUCUCUCACACACAGGGUGUGUUUACAGCCUCGGAGAGAGUUGCAUAUCUGACAUUUCUCUCUCAAACUCUGACCAGCUCUGUUCUCAUCUGAAAGAGAGAAGAGAAGAGAAAAGAAGAGAAGACACUACCCUUCUCAGUCUGUCUCUACUCAGUCCAAACUGGCAGCAGGAUCAAAUUCUAUCCUUUUAAUCCCGACCAUCGACAUCUAACCAGCCCCCGCCGCCUCCAUGGAGCGUGUUCAGCACAUGACCAAGUCGGCCAUCCGCCGGGCGUCUCAGAUCGAAGUGACUCCACAGGUCAAGAGGAACCUGCAGGAGCUGUUCGUCAACUUCACGCUCAUCCUCAUCUGUCUGCUUCUCAUCUACAUCAUUGUCCUGCUGAGCAGCUGAGCGCCGCAGAGCCAGAGAGAGAGAGAGAGAGGGUUUGGCAAAGCUGCAGCUGUGGAAAAAGGGGUUUGGCUGAAACAUUAAUCACACACACACACACACAGAUCGCGUUUCCAAGAAAGCAAUAAUAUCAUCCCCAUGUAUCAGCCCAACUCUGUUUGACAACAGCCAAUGAGAAAGGUCACAGAUAUCAUAUGCCUCCGUGUGAAAACCAUAAUGGCCAAACUCUCUCCAAUUGUGGCUGAGCUCAAGGACAAAGGAUAAUCCAUUCAAGACAUCCUGUGCCACAAAAUCUCCAGCUUAAGUGAUAAAACAUGCAAUGUGUGUUAUACUGAAAUAUCAAUACAUCACAUUUGUUUAACUUCCACUUCCCAUGAUCCCUGUUUCUACCUGCAACCGCCACCUACACCAGCUGGAGAGAGCCAAAUGUGCUGGAAAUGAUCUUUUUCCAUCAACUUUUUCACUUACUUUCAGCUUGUAACUCACAACUGGACUGUGUCUGUGGCAUGGAUUGACAUGAACUAUAACUCCCAUUGCUCAUUUCAGUAAAAGGCGUUCAAUCACGCAGCAGAGGUAAAGGUGACACUGUUGAGAAAACUCACAACACGACCAGCAGCAAAAAUGCAUCUCCUUUUUUGGUGGUUGGAUAAAAUCCAUGCCUUUGUUGUUAAUUUGCGACCGUUCUGAUUUGCAACUCUUCUUGGCUUCGUCCCCAUAGCAACAGCGACCAAGACUCAUCGGCAUUGUUGAAUUCUGAGCCAUCUGUCCUGCCAAGAACGAAAAGAUAAAACAUGACAACGUUACCAACAGAUGGCCUUGACAUAACCCUAUUAAAUCAUCCACUUGCAGACUUAUUCUGAAAUAGGGAUUCAAAUUUUGAAAACUAUGCCAUGUCACAGACAAAUCACUAUUAAAUGCACCCGAUUUUUAUGAACUACUUUAGGACUGAGGGAAUUGGAAGUCCAAUUUAACAGAUCUGUUGAAUGUAGAUGGCGUAAUAUAUUUAAGAAGAGAUGAUACAUAUAAUAUUUUUGAAGUAAUUACUGUCUCAAGUAAGUCAAUGGCAGACAUGCUUACUCACAAUGUUGUAGCAUGUUUGACAAUUGUUUAUUGUUCUUGCUCAGCAUAUAUAUAUAUUUGCGUGUAUGUGUGUGUGUGUGUGUAUCAUACUUAGGAAUCAUUCUAAGUACUGUCUAAGUGUGGCCUGUACCAUAUUUGAAGUAUAGACUGAGUGCAUCUUACCUGCAGGUGUUCCUGAUAGGCUACAUGAAAAUUUCAGCCUUGGAUAUCACAAUAUGAAGUAUGAAUCAUUUUUCUUGAGAUUCAGAUUCAUCUAUGUACAUGUGUUUGGACGUAUGUCAGAGCAACUAGUGAGCUUCAGACUCACCUCACACAACCUCCGAUAUAGGAGGCCUCACUCGUAGCUUGUCAGUUUAUCAGUGACGAAAAAGGUCACGUUGCAUUGUGUGAUGUCACUUCCCUGUUUAUGCCUAUGAGUUCUGUUUCUGUCGGGUUAUUGGGACUACUGCUGACUGGCAUUUUUGGUUAAUAACAGCACAAGUGCCCUGAUUGUGGCAGUAAAUGUGACGAAUAUAAACUGUAAACUCAGAUUUCCUAAAUCUUAAGUGCAUUAUGAAGUCAAAGAUUGUACCACCUAAUUUCUAAACUGCAAACCACCAAAUAAACUGCAUGACAAAAA
This is a messenger RNA of Scophthalmus maximus (turbot), 2099 nucleotides long. It is a transcript of the gene pln1, whose product is annotated as phospholamban. The transcript is spliced from 2 exons. Gene Ontology annotation, cellular component: sarcoplasmic reticulum; membrane. The coding region runs from base 242 to 403 and encodes 53 amino acids. The record is from RefSeq and is a predicted model, not a curated record. Lineage: Eukaryota; Metazoa; Chordata; Actinopteri; Pleuronectiformes; Scophthalmidae. Gene Ontology annotation, molecular function: ATPase inhibitor activity. Gene Ontology annotation, biological process: negative regulation of calcium ion import into sarcoplasmic reticulum; negative regulation of ATPase-coupled calcium transmembrane transporter activity; negative regulation of heart rate.